UCGCCACUCUUCCGUUGCCACACCUCACACUCCACUCAAUGACCCACGUAUCUGUCACCAUGCAGUCUUUGUCUCGUCGUCAUCCCGAAAACUCGACAGCAGGUAGCACCCCAUAUAUUCGCUGCAACGCUACUAUGCCACCCGAGCCUCCGUCCGCACCAGAGAAUUCGGAUGUUUUACCAACUAUCAACAAUACACUCAUGAACUCAGCCUUACCAAUUACGUCCGUUACAGUUUGUGUGCUUACCGUGUUUUAUGCAGACUCAUGGACGAGGCGACGCGCAAGUCGCUUCCCCGUCUGAGCUACUCUCCCCAAUCCUGGGGGAGAUGAACUAAGUCAGCUUGAUGGAGC
Laetiporus sulphureus 93-53 is the source of this 352-nucleotide messenger RNA. RefSeq lists its product as uncharacterized. Lineage: Eukaryota; Fungi; Basidiomycota; Agaricomycetes; Polyporales; Laetiporaceae. The record is from RefSeq and is a predicted model, not a curated record. The transcript has 5 exons. The coding region runs from base 60 to 302 and encodes 80 amino acids.